CUGGCGGACACAGAUCCCGUUUCCUGGGCAAGCAGAUAAAGGGAGAGAGGAGAGCAGGGAGGGAAAGUCCUGAAAGCGACAUCCACCACCGUUUCCAGCACUCAAGCCCAGCGAAAUUGUUUUGUUUCGCUUCGCAGCACAAAGUUUCCACUGCGGGCUGACCCAGGAGUCUUGUCGUCAAGGCAAGUGGAGCGUGAUGCGGGAAGGAGAGCCGGGGCAAAGCGAGGGGGCGGCUGCUGCUUGUUACGCCAAGCAAAUCUGGGCUCAAGUUUAUGAACGUCGCGUCACAGGAAGGAACCGGCCCCGGGGAGAGCGGCGGCGGCGGCGGCAGAGGCAGCAUCUCUUUUCUGCGGAUGUCCCUACCAAGCCCUACAUGGUCCCAGAGAAAGACUCCAUGCACUGGAACUCCAGCUGCCCUUCUACCUGCUUCAUCUUCAGACAGUGAUUCUGGCUGUGCCCUGGAAGAUUACAUAGGGCUUGCUACAGAAAUCCCUCCAGCAGAGGUGUCAAUACACUUUGGUUCUCAAUCAUUCAAUGCAGUUCCUGCUACCAUUCAGAAUCAGCUCCACAUCAAAGUUCUCCUUCAGCAACUGCCCCCGCAAGACUGUGAUGAAAAGUACUGCCCAUCCAUCGGGGAAGAAGAGAAGGAGCAGCUGCGAACAUUUGCUGCACGGCGGCGGCAGGAAUCACUGGGCCAGGGUGUUACAUGCCAGGUAUCUUCCACAGCCCAUGGCUGUUUCUGCAAAAAGUGUGGUAAGAAGAUGAGCACAGGUGACCAGGGUGUCUUAGCACCCAAACUGGGAGAGUAUUGCUGUUGGCAUCUGGCCUGCUUUGUCUGUCACACCUGCUGUCAGCCCCUAGUGGAUCUCAUCUACUUCCAUCAGGAUGAGAAGAUCUACUGUGGACGGCAUCAUGCAGAGUUCUUCCGUCCACGCUGUGCUUCAUGUGACCAGCUGAUCUUCACCUCUGAGUGCAUGGAGGCCGAAGGUCUGUGCUGGCAUGAAGAGCACUUCUGUUGCCUGGAGUGCGACUUGCCGCUGGGGGCACGGCGGUAUGUCAUGAAGGGUGGCCAGCCCUACUGCUGCGCCUGUUUUGAGAGUCUUUAUGCAGAUGUCUGUCAAGCCUGUGGAGAAAUUAUCGGUGUUGACAGUGAACAGGCUACUCUCCAAGGUCAGCACUGGCAUGCGAAAGGCUCCUGUUUCUGCUGCAGUCUUUGCCAGAAAGCAUUACUAGGUCAGCUGAUCUCAACUCGUCAUGGCCUCCUGUUUUGUUCUGAGGCCUGCAGCUUGGAGAAAGAAGCAGUGCUAUCUUCCACAGGAUCAGAUUCCUCAGACUCUGCUUUUAUCUCAGCUCCUUCCCCUGACUCCACACCCACAUCUAGAGCCCGAAACAGCAGCCCAAGUUGCUCCUGUGCAGCAGCAAGAACCAAUAGUGAUGCAUGUGAGCAAACAGCCAAAGAAGUAACAGAAAGGCUUCAUGCAUCUGGGAAUUCCUCGUUCCACCUUCCAGAGUUUAGCAGCCAGGAAGAGGAAGUUGUUUUCAGGAACAGAUCAGCCUCCUGUCAUCAUGGUGAACUUGAACCAUCAGCUGAUUCUCCUCAAGACAGAAUCACCAGCCCACAUCCCCUAGAAGCAGAACAAAGCUCCCUCAGUGUGAGGGAGAACCAAAUCCAAGGGGACACUCUCCCCCAAGUAUCUUGGCAACAGGUUGGACACCACCACUCUAGACUUUGUCCCUCCACAGACUCAGAUGCAUCAGUGUUGAUCAUGGACUUUCCAGAGAGACUGCAUGAAGCUGGUGCUGGUAAGCUGGAACCUGUGCCAGAACAAGAUGGCACUUGGUGCCCAAGUUGCUCAUCCUCUUCAGAUUCUGACUCUGAGCCAGAAGGCUUUUUCUUCGGGACACCAAUCCCAAAGCCUGGGGCCCGGCAUCUUACUCUCCAUAAAACAGAGCAGCAGACACUUGGCAAAGGAGAAAGACAAACAGCUAGAGCACGUGCAAGCAGCAAACACUGUAGUAUCUCCUAGCGGGAGCUCCCAGACACUUGGAAAGAGUAUAGGAGAAGAGGGGAGUGUCACAAGCAGACAUUUAUAUAGCAAGGUGUGAAUAGUGAAGAAAGGCCCUCUUCCUAUAAGUAUGAAGUAAGAGACUCAACAAGUCCAGGCUAGCUAAGUCAGGAAGGUGUUUUGUGUGUGUGUGUGUGUGUGUGUGUGUGUGUGUGUUUCUAAACAGCAGACAUGAAAAGCAAGACUUUCAAGGGGGUAGAGUUUGCAUUUCCACAGUUCAGUUAGACGGCAAACUUCAAAGUCCUGGAAACAACUCUUCCUUCCACAUGGUAGACAUUUUUUUAAAAAAAUGCAUAGCUGAGCUUUAUGCAAGCCUGCUGCUCUUUAUGCCACCAUGUUUGCUUUCUGUAGUGUGCCUUUUGACAAUUUAAAAACACGUAUGACAAACUGGAGAAGAAAAGGCUCAUGGACAUACACCCCUCAUACUUAUGGUGGUGGGUUUUUUUUGAACAUUUAACUGAAGGACAAAAGUUUAUAAACUUGUUCAGCAAGGCCCAGUAUUUUAUUGAAGUAUGGAAAACAGAAGUACCUGCAGAGGCUGGGGAAUGCAACUUGAAAGUCUUUGAGCUCAGUCAGCCGUUUCAGUAAGAGUGGUCUUUUUUUUUUUUAAGUUUUGCAGGUAUCACAGUUUGCCUCUGUGACUGGAAGUUCUCUGCUGCUCUCUGCUGGCAGCAACAAGUAUUUUCUAGUAGCCUGGUGUUAUAUUGAUUUAAUGUGUGUGUAAUUACAAUACUACCAGAGUCUUUAGUCUCUUGGUUUACUUCUAACUAGUAUAUAUCUACCUGUCACAUGUAAGUAUGACUUAAAAGUCUAGUCAUUAAAAUUUCUGGAUUCUACACAGCCAUCAAUUUUCCCUUCCUCCAUGAUCUCUGACAUGAAUAAAAUUGAGACCAGGAGCAGAUUCUAGAUAAGUACUAACCUAUUCUGAUGUUGGAUCUCCAAUCUAGUGGAUUAAAAUUCUCUGGUAGGAUAACUUUCAUGAGGCAGAUCCCCCCCCCCCGCCACCUUGGACAAUAUCAAACAUUAAAGUUAACUACCUGGUACUAAGGAACAAGCGCAAAGGUCCAUAUAGCAGGUUGCCGUUCAACCUGCAAUCUGCAGAUCUAGCUUAAUGCAUAGCUAAACAUUGUGGAGACUCACUGAGAGCAAGUAAAUGGUGGACCCCCAUAGCCAACUGAUGUAUGGAUGAUUUGCAGAGCACAACACUGCUGCGGUGAAACAAAUGCUCUUGGAAUACCAAUGCGUAGUGCAAGCUUCCGUGUGGAGAAGGUGAAAUAAAAGGAUUUUCCUGCUUGUAACCUUUCCCCUCGACAUUCAGUAUAAAAGCCCUCUCAAAGAUUCCUUGCUUACUACCACAUCAACUUCCCAAUUUACAAGCAUUAAAAAGGGCAGAAAAAAGAAUAAAUAGAAUAAAAAAGAAUAAAAAAUAAACGCCUCAGUUUCCAUGUUUAACUUGGCAG
This is a messenger RNA of Eublepharis macularius, 3526 nucleotides long. It is a transcript of the gene PRICKLE4, whose product is annotated as prickle planar cell polarity protein 4. NCBI's taxonomy places the organism in Eukaryota, Metazoa, Chordata, Lepidosauria, Squamata, Eublepharidae. The coding region runs from base 273 to 2027 and encodes 584 amino acids. Gene Ontology annotation, molecular function: zinc ion binding. The transcript is spliced from 8 exons. The record is from RefSeq and is a predicted model, not a curated record.